Alnus glutinosa is the source of this 1584-nucleotide messenger RNA. RefSeq lists its product as uncharacterized. The record is from RefSeq and is a predicted model, not a curated record. The coding region runs from base 100 to 1431 and encodes 443 amino acids. The transcript has a single exon. NCBI's taxonomy places the organism in Eukaryota, Viridiplantae, Streptophyta, Magnoliopsida, Fagales, Betulaceae.
CUCUCUCUUUCUCUCCGUUAUAUAUCUUUCUCAAACGCACUCACCUUUCCCUGUGGGAGCUGAGGAAGACACCAAUCGAAGAAACUCCAAAACCUUGCAAUGAAUCCGUGCCCUUUUGUGCGGAUCCUCGUCGGAAAUCUGGCCGUCAAGUAUCCCAUAGCCUCCAAGGCCUCCUUCUCCGGCGUCCACCCCUCCACGUCCCCGUGCUUCUGCAAGAUCAAACUCAAGAACUUCCCCACCCAGUACGCCACCGUCCCUUUGAUCGCUCAUGAAACCCAAAGUACCCAAUCCUCCCCCCACGAUGGCUCCCUGGGCGCUUGCUUCACUCUGAGCAAGACCCACGUCGACAAACUCGUUGGGAAGGGCAAGAACCCGGUCUUGCAGAUUUCGGUCUAUGCGGGUGGGACAGGGACGACGUGUGGAUUGAAUAGUGGGAAGCUUUUGGGAACUGUCGCGGUGGAGGUGAAUCUGCGCGCGGUGGAGACCAAGGCUAGUAAUAUUCACCAGGGCUGGGUUGGUAUCGGAGGGAACAGCAAGAAAGGCGGCUCAUCGGCGCAGUUGCAUUUGAGCAUUAGAGCAGAGCCUGAUCCAAGAUUCGUGUUCCAGUUCGAUGGGGAGCCGGAGUGCAGUCCUCAGGUUUUUCAGGUCGUCCAUGGCGAUGUUAGGCAGCCUGUGUUUUCUUGCAAAUUUGGUUUCAAGAACAUGAUGGAUCGAAGUUCACCGAGCAUGUCAAGAAGUUGCUUAAUGGGCUCUCGCAAGGACCAACAAAUGGGAAAACAGAGAAAGGGAUGGCACAUAACCGUCCACGAUCUCUCCGGCUCGACGGUGGCCAUGGCUUCCAUGGUCACCCCGUUCGUGCCGUCCAGGGGGUCCGACAGCGUCAGCCAGUCCAACCCCGGCGCGUGGCUCAUCCUCCGCCCAAGCGACGGCGCGUGGAACCCGUGGGGUCGCCUAGAGGCGUGGCGCAAGCGUGGCGGUUCCGACGCCGUCGGAUACCGCUUCCAGCUUUUCUCCGAUUCGGAGGCCAGCGAGACGCUUGCCGCAGGCGCCAUCAGCUCCAAGAGCGGCGGCAAAUUCAGCAUAGACAUGACCUCCAGCGUCGCUACCACCCCAGUUCACACUCCCAAAAGCAGCCUCGAUCUCGGGUCCAGAUCUUUCUCUUCGUCCAGAUGUUCCUCUCGAUCCGGGUCAGGAUCCGGGUCGGAGCUAGGGUAUGGACCUUUUCCACCACAAGUACAAGCAGGGUUUGUGAUGUCGUCUACGGUGGAAAGAGCAGGGAGGUGUAGCCAGCCCGAGGUGGAGGUGGGCGCGCAGCACGUGAAGUGCUCAGAGGACGCGGCGGCGUUCGUGGCAUUGGCUGCGGCCAUGGAUCUCAGCAUGGACGCUUGCGAGUUGUUCUCUAAGAAGCUCCGAGAGGAGCUCCGGCAGUAGGGUCGAGCUAUAUGUCGUUUUAGUUGUAUUAGCUCGUCGUUUUAGUGCAUUCUUUGAUUCUAGUGAUAAAUUACAGCGAUUUUUUGGCUGGAUUUUCCUGAUUAAAUUUUGUAAAGCAGGGUUUGAUUAGGCAUGGAGGUUUAUUUUUUUUAA